This is a messenger RNA of Coregonus clupeaformis (lake whitefish), 2176 nucleotides long. RefSeq lists its product as uncharacterized. The transcript is spliced from 5 exons. The record is from RefSeq and is a predicted model, not a curated record. Lineage: Eukaryota; Metazoa; Chordata; Actinopteri; Salmoniformes; Salmonidae. The coding region runs from base 734 to 2176 and encodes 480 amino acids.
GUGAUUGCUUGUUCAAACCCCCGUUUUUGUCUCUUUUUUAAAAUAAUUUUAACUGGAAAUAUGUACAAUACAUAUGCUAUGUUCGUCAAAUCAGGAUCAGGAGGUUCACAGGUUUUUUCGUGUCCUUUUUUUCUUUAAAAGGAUGAAACUAGCAUGUACAUAUGAAAUAGUGACUGAAUCGAAACUCCCAUGAAUUCUUUCAGUAUCUGAAGAUUGCUGUAUAUUUUAUGAGUAAUAAAAUAAAGAAAUGAGUUAUGUUAUUUAAUAAUGAACUAUGGGUUAUCUGUUUUAUGUGACAACCGCAGUAUCAAUUUCUAGGUGACAGUGGUGCUAAUCCCAAAAGAAAGGCUACAUACAACAAGGAACAAGAAGUCUAUUGGCAAAGUGAUGAAUAUUGCAUGUACCUUGGCCUAACGGUGUGGGUUAUGUAUUUUAUUUUUCAUGGCGUCCUCAACAUUACAGUUUUAAGGGCAACAAUAGCCUAAAUUUGUUUACAACUCGCAGGAUUUCCAUACAUGAGCUUUCAACAACACAGAGUGUUGCAUCAGCACGAGAUCGAAAGUGCGUCAAAUCUGUACAGGUCAUUGUUACGUCAUCACUGAUAAACGUUGAAACUGAUGAAAAACCGCUGGAGCAGUUCAGUCUAAACCUCCCUAGUGCUGGAGGAUUGCGUUUGUUUUCGCUCUGGAUGCGCGUUCAUUUUGGCAAGGAAAUGUGCUGAUUUUGCAAGGAGAUGGAGAAUAAAGAGUUCAAGGCUGCAGUGGUGACCUUCACUACCGUGACCCAUAAGGAUGAAACUUCCCAGACCAGCCUCACCCUCAGCAGGGGAAAGAGAAGCUACCCAGACCUACACACCUUUGUGCAGGACAUGAAGGACGACCAUUGGAAUCUGCUGAGUGAGAAUAUGCGUGCCGGGAUGAGCAGACAUGAGUUUAGUGCCAAGUGCAUGGAUAUUGUAGCAUGGGUGAUGGAGUCUACAUCCACUGUGGUUGUUCCCGCCCUUGACCUCACCAUGCAGAUAGAGCUCUCUGAUUCGCCAAGCUCUUCUGGAUCAGGAAGUAAUGAGGCAGGAGAGGUGACCUCUCUUGGCCGCAGCGUCAGAUUCAGCUGUAGUGGAGGACCCAGCAGGUGCACCAGCGCCAGAACCGCCUGCAGCACACGCACUCCCACGCCUUUCCCCUCCUCUCACAGGUGUUUGACCUCUUUGCUGAGUGAGGACAAUGAGCGAUAUGUCUCCUCACCUGAGGGUGGCGAUAGAGAGAUGAGACACAGACCACACUCAGCACCACUGAGAUCUGUGUUUGGCAUCUCUGAGGACUCUGUCUUCGACAUGGUCCAGAGCGGCCAGUCGCAGGGUGACAUCGUACCGCCGCCCAAACGGAGUAGACAGGAGAAAUACAGACCUAGCAAAAUGUCAACGGACGGCAAGUUUAUGAUGGGUAUUGUCGAGUUGGUUAUAAACCUUCUCAACUCCAGAUGGGCUGAGCUAAUGCGAAGUGUCAGUCAGGGAACUCUAGUUCUGCUGACUGGAAGUAUCUCAGCAAGUCAACAGUUUGCCCAAGAGAUGCUAAGCAUGGCGACUUCUAAGAUGUAUUCCCAUGCCAUAGAGCAUAUUGCGCUCGGCCACAAGUCUCCCCUUGAGUUAGAGAGGGAGCUUGAGGCCAUCUUGGGUCCUCUGGCUGGACAGGUCAUAGUCAUCAUCAUAGAUAGCAUCAUCAAGGCUAAAAUCAACGGAGGAAAUGAGGGGAGAGCGACCAGCCCCUUGACCUAUUUUCUAACUGCCAUUUCGGCAGAAAUACAAAGCCUAGUGGUUCACAGAUCGGCUAGCAGUCCAUCCACCAGACUGUCCAACAACGACCCACUGCUGAACAUUUCCAAGUCGAAGGUCUUAAGAUCAGUUCUGCUCAAAAUGGCAGAGCUCUUUGGCCAAGGUCCAAGUGAAACCUGUCUAGUUCCACUAGUCCAGAGUCAGUCCAACAACUCCAUUUGCGACUGGACUGUGAAUGCAGGCACCAUUCAUCCAAGUACAUUUCUGUCCGACAACAGAAUGAUAGAAGUGUCAUCCGAUGUUGUGGAUCUUGUACUUGAGGUUUUUUGGAUAACAGGAUUUUUGGAUAACAGGAACCCGUCAAGGCCACAGAGUGCCUGCUCCACAACUCAGCUAGUGGAGCAAUAG